Clupea harengus (Atlantic herring) is the source of this 1362-nucleotide messenger RNA. RefSeq lists its product as uncharacterized. NCBI's taxonomy places the organism in Eukaryota, Metazoa, Chordata, Actinopteri, Clupeiformes, Clupeidae. The record is from RefSeq and is a predicted model, not a curated record. Bases 273 to 1286 code for a protein of 337 amino acids. The transcript is spliced from 8 exons.
GGUAAUAGGUAAUGUUAACCACAGUUUGUCAAUCCAUUUGGAUGAAGGCAAAUUGUGUUAGCCUUGACGCUAACUGCCAGCGACAUGUUAGCAAACUAGCUGCUAGCAUUAUGUACUUUCUCUCUUUGUGGUGGAUGUUGCAGUAUUUUUCAUUAACUAAUGAUGACAAAUUCAUGAAAUAACGUUAGCUGGGUGUCGGUAGCUAACACAACUACUGCAUAAACAUGUUUAGCUGUUCUUAGCCGACAUGACUUAACUAUAUCAACCUUGCUAUGCUGUCCACAGAAACCUGUGACUUGAAGUAUCUGGGAAGAGCCGUUACCACGGAUAAAUUCAGAAUGCUGCUACGAGUUCAGUUUGGGGGAGAGCAAAAAUACAUUAAGCUGUCUGAGCUGACAUUUGAUACUUUUUUGAAAGAAGUGUGCCUGAAAUUCAACAUACCAGAAGGCAGGCAGCUAGAUAUGAAGGUUUAUGACCAGUCUGAUACAGAGGUUGACUCUGAGGUUUUUGAAGAGAUAGUGAAGGAAUCACCUGGAGCCUUUCGAAUCAUGUUGGGCAGUGAAGGACUUGGUGCCUCGCAAUCAUCACCAUGCUCCGUAACAUCUGAGGACACUGUCAUUCUAAACUUCUCGAUGUGUGACGAUGAAGAAGCAUCUCCUGUUGGAGCAAGUCAACCCAAAAAGCCAUGUCGUAUGAACUAUGAAGCAAAAGCGUUGAUUGGAAAAAUCCUAACAUCAAGGCCUGGUGGUGAACACAUCAUGCAAGAGUAUGGAAAAACCAAAUCUUUGACAGAUGCCACUAGAAGACAGAUGAUUAACAUACUUGCUGCUGAGAUGACAGAAACACAUGGGACAUCGCCCCCCAAAAAUGUCAGAGUGAUGUAUGCACAGGGGAUAGUUGCUUUGUUUCCCUAUCUGGAAGACCCAUUUUCACAACAUGGAUAUGAACAUUACUACGAUCCAGAGAGUGGAUCUGGAUACCUUGCAUGGCGAUUGAAGACCAUUCAAAGAAAAAGUUCAGAGGAAAGAGGUGGCUCAGUUAGCAGAUCUCCCAAAGUUGGUGGGCCAAGCCAUGGUCGACAACCCUUCAUAAGUGACAAAGUGCAAUCUGAUGAUGAUGUGGAAGCAGCAAUUGCAGUUUUGAGACACUCUGCUGAUGAAGACACUAUCCGUGAGAAGAUGAAAACGACCUUCAUUUAUCGCCAAGCAAUGGUCAAUGAUGAAAGCAAAGCAGCAGAUGUCUUCUUGGUCUUUCCACGGUUUCUGGACACACCAGGACUGGUAUGAUGUCUAAAUUCACUGAAUCAUCAAAAUCAUCAAUGCAGUAUCUGGUAUCACUCAUCAUUGCUCUCUAUGUAUGUUG